Cajanus cajan (pigeon pea) is the source of this 1737-nucleotide messenger RNA. RefSeq names its product peroxidase A2. The record is from RefSeq and is a predicted model, not a curated record. Gene Ontology annotation, biological process: response to oxidative stress; hydrogen peroxide catabolic process. Gene Ontology annotation, molecular function: heme binding; peroxidase activity. Lineage: Eukaryota; Viridiplantae; Streptophyta; Magnoliopsida; Fabales; Fabaceae.
AGGGAAAGAAGAUACAUAGUAUCAAACUAUUCUUGCUACCAUGCUUUCUACUACUAACUACUAUUCUCUUCUUGCAACCAUUUUCUUAGUGCUAACGUUUCUUUUCCCUUCGAGGGGUCAAUUGAGUGCUACAUUCUACUCUAGCACGUGCCCUAAUGUGUCCUCCAUCGUGAGCAAUGCUGUUCAGCAGGCUCUGCAAUCUGAUUCUCGUAUUGGUGCAAGCCUCACUCGUCUUCACUUUCAUGAUUGCUUUGUCAAUGGGUGUGAUGCGUCCAUUUUGUUAGACCAGGGUGGUAACAUUACACAAAGUGAGAAAAAUGCUGCUCCCAACUUCAAUUCCGUUCGGGGAUUUGAUUUAGUUGACAGCAUCAAGAGCUCCAUCGAAAGUUCAUGCCCUGGAAUCGUUUCUUGUGCUGACAUUCUUGCACUUGCAGCAGAAUCUUCUGUGUCCUUGUCAGGAGGUCCUUCAUGGAAUGUACUACUUGGAAGAAGGGACGGUCUAACUGCGAACCAAGCUGGUGCCAAUAGCUCCAUUCCCUCUCCAUUUGAGAGUCUAUCCAAUGUCACAUCCAAAUUCUCUGCUGUUGGAUUAGACACCACUGAUCUAGUUGCUUUAUCUGGUGCACACACUUUCGGGCGUGCCCAGUGCCAAUUUUUCUCCCAAAGGCUAUUCAACUUCAGUGGCACAGGGAGUCCUGACCCAACCCUAAACUCAACCUACUUAGCCACUCUUCAGCAAAACUGUCCCCAAAACGGGAACGGGUCUACAUUGAACAACCUAGACCCUUCAACCCCAGACUCUUUUGACAACAAUUACUUCACCAAUCUUCUCAUCAACCAAGGUCUUCUCCAAACAGAUCAAGAACUCUUCUCCACCAAUGGCUCUUCCACUGUCUCCAUUGUCAACAACUUUGCCAACAACCAAACGGCGUUCUUCCAAGCUUUUGCUCAGUCAAUGAUCAACAUGGGUAACAUUAGCCCCUUGACGGGUUCCCAAGGAGAAAUUAGAACCGAUUGUAAGAAACUCAAUGGAAGUUGAAGAUAAACAAAGAGAGAGCAUUACCACAAUAUAUAAACGACCUUGUAAACCCUUUAAGAGAGAAAGAAAUAAAGAAAAUGAUCAAAUUUUUCUAUAAUAUAAAAUUAAUUUGUGCAUAACUUAAAAUUAUAAUUUUUGAGAAAUUGGUAAGAAGGUGUUUUAUAAAUUAACUUAUGUAUAAGUUAAUUUUAAUUAUGCAUAAAUUAAUCUUAUUUUAUGAAAAAAUUUAUUUUUUUCUUUUUAUUUUUCUCUUCUAAAUUUAUUCUCGGAGAAGUUUAUUUAAACAAUUCGUAGUUAAUCUUGACACAGUAUACAGUUUUGAUUUUGCAUUUGUGAAUGUGAGUGUGGCUAAGAAAUAGUUUAAAAAUUGAUGUAAAAUCUUUUUGAAUACAAGUUAGAAUUAUUUUUAUGAAUCUCUAUAUUAAAAAUAAAGAACAUUUUUAAUAAAGAAAUUCUUAAAAAUUAUUUUUAGAUUUAUAUUCAAACAAGGUGAUACUUUAAUUUAUGCUUUAAUUUCUGUAUUUGAGGAUGUGAUGGAUAAAAUAUGGGUUUGUUUUUGUCUUUGUGUGGGGGGACUACAAAAUAGUUUAGAUGAGAGAAACUAUUGUGGCUUUCGAGCUUUGUAUUCUGCUGUCGUUUCCUUGGAAAUAGUGUUAUAUAUUUGAAGUAUUCUUAAUUGAUAAAUAUUUCCACGUGUA